This is a messenger RNA of Lodderomyces elongisporus, 1512 nucleotides long. It is a transcript of the gene MAF1, whose product is annotated as RNA polymerase III-inhibiting protein. Bases 1 to 1512 code for a protein of 503 amino acids. Gene Ontology annotation, biological process: negative regulation of transcription by RNA polymerase III. The transcript has 2 exons. Lineage: Eukaryota; Fungi; Ascomycota; Pichiomycetes; Serinales; Debaryomycetaceae. The record is from RefSeq and is a predicted model, not a curated record. Gene Ontology annotation, cellular component: nucleus. Gene Ontology annotation, molecular function: RNA polymerase III core binding.
AUGAAGUAUAUCGACGAGAUUGACCUUGAGCUUGUGAAUCAAGAGCUAAAUUUUAGCUCGCCGGAUAACAACUUAAUCAUCAAGGGUGGUUGUGAGCUAUUUACAACCAAACCAAUUGGUUCAGACAAAAAGUUAUUCAAGACGAUCGACAAGCAUUUGAACCAGAUAAUUGAAGAUAACCAAUUAUCACGCUCAUUGGAAAGAGAAAGACAAAACUCUAUAGGCUCGAUAUUUGGUGGUAGUGGAAGUCCCACAGACAAACGCUUUAACUAUCACUACCCCCACCAUCACCACAUCCAACCACAAGAGCAGAAACAAGAACAGAAACAUGAAGAAAACCCAGGGGAAAGGCCAGAGAAAGCACCAGAAGUAAAGCAAACACUGAAUAAUUUACCAUUGCCUCAAGAGAGUAAACGAAGGUCUAGUUCACAGCUGGGAAAAUUCAAGGUAGAGGUAAAAGUGGACCUGCCUAAAGCCUCUGGUCCCUCUUUGACAACAACGGCUCCCACCAUUUCAACUGUUGAUACCAUAAACAAAACUACGGCAACAAUGAAUGAAACUGAGAAUGCGGCUUCCUCGUUGCCGAAAUCCUUCAACGAUGACAGCUUCAUAGGGUCUGAACAACAGGAUCCAAUUGACGAAUCACCUUUUGGUCCAUUAAAGAGCAUCUCGACGCGCAAGACUUUUUCAUAUUUGAUUGCAAUUUUGAACAACACGUUUCCAGAUCAAGACUUUUCAAGUUUGCAACCGACAACCGAAAAUUUUUACAAGCUAGACACACCAGAGGAUCUUGUACAGAAAUUCAACAAUUUACUCAUAUCCUUGGGCAAGAAAGAAGAUAUCCUUAACUGGAUAUGGGAUAUUAUAAACUCAUACAUGGAUGUAAUACCUUCAAAAACAUCGUCUCCACUUUUAGCUGCAACUAGCGGUGCCCUGGAGAGCCAUAGCUAUGGGUAUAACCAAAACGGGUCCGGGUCCGGUUCUGGGUCUGGUUCUGGUUCUCGGUCCGGUUAUGGUCACAGUCAUAACCAUGGAAACGAACAAAGACAAGGCGGUACUUCGAGUCGGAAGAAUAGCUUUUUGAGCAAGAGGAGGAAUAGUUCAUUCUCUACCUUAAUUGGGGGCCAUUCUCCUCUGCUUUCGGCGCAGCAGCCAGUAGAGAAAAAUUGUCAAAUAUACCAGUUCCAACCCUCUGACGAGUCAAUAUUUGAGGACCUAACAUACCCAUACCAGCCUAUGUGGUCGUAUUACUGGUUUAUUUAUAACAAGAGAAAGAAAAGAGUAACGUUUUUGCAUUUAACUGCGAUUAAUAAAGUCCAUUAUUCCAAUGUUAAUGAAGAAACCCGUAGGAAAAGGCUUAAAACCGAUAGGGUCAUUCGAGGCGACGGUUAUGAUGACGAAGAAGAGUACGACGAGAAUGAUGAGUAUCGUGGAGACAGUGAAGAAUUUGUUGCUAGUCAGCUGAAUGCAGAAGAAGAAAACACAGAUAUUGUGGGCGAUCUCGAAAUCUGA